AUGGCUAAAACACCAAUAAUGAUUUUACAAGAGUUAGGAGUGAAAGAAGGUUUUUUACCGACUUAUAUUUCAACUUAUUCACAAACUAUUGGACAAGCUUUGAACAAAAAAGAGGCAAAACAAAACGCAGCUCAAAAUAUGUUAACGUUACUAAGAGAAUCAAAGAGUACUCCUAUAAUAAGACCAGUAUUACCAUUAAAAAAUAUUAAUACUGGUACGUCAGUUUUGCCAAAUUCACCUUUAUUAAAUCAAGCAUUGUUGUUGGAAGAUCAUAAAAAUUAUAUUGGCUCUUUACAAGAAUUCUGUAUAGAAAAUAAAUUAAUACAGCCUGAGUAUGAAAUUAGUCAAACAACUGGACUAGCGCAUGAAAAGAAUUUUACGAUGUCCUGUAAAAUAGGGGCGAUAACCGAAGAAGCAAUAGGAACUACAAAAAAGCAAGCCAAACAACUAGUUGCAAAAAAAAUGUUACAACGUCUUCACAAUUCUAAUGCAUUGAUUAUACCUAAAAGUCAGUGUGAAUCAAAAAUGAAUGAUGGUUCUGAAAUGUGUGACGAUAAUAUGUCUAAAGAAGCAAACACAAAUGCUUUUGAGGAGUUAGGUUUACGAAUAGUCAAUCUUAAUGUAAACAUACUUCAGAAUGAUAUCGAAACAAAAUAUUUAGAAUUGACUUCCAAGAAAUGCUCAGCUGUGCUUUCAAAUGAAAAUCUUAACUUCCAGAAUUAUCAUUUAUUUUUUAAAGGUUUUAUUUGUGAUAAAGUUUGCGAUGAAAAAAAGACUAUAUCUUGUAAAAAUCCGUUGCUAAAGAUGGUUGCUUUUAAAAUACAUACUCCUCUACCUAUUAUUCAAUUUGGUGCGAAUAGCAACUUAAUGACUGCAGAGAUAAUAGCUUUACGCAAUAUACUUGACACAGUUAUGAUUUAUUUGAAAUAA
This is a messenger RNA of Vespa mandarinia (Asian giant hornet), 930 nucleotides long. RefSeq lists its product as uncharacterized. NCBI's taxonomy places the organism in Eukaryota, Metazoa, Arthropoda, Insecta, Hymenoptera, Vespidae. Gene Ontology annotation, biological process: siRNA processing; regulation of regulatory ncRNA processing. The record is from RefSeq and is a predicted model, not a curated record. Gene Ontology annotation, cellular component: RISC complex; RISC-loading complex; cytoplasm. Gene Ontology annotation, molecular function: double-stranded RNA binding; siRNA binding.